AGUGGACCGUCAACAUACAAACACUUCCCACUUGCAAUUAUAAAAAUUUUCUUUUAGCAAUGGCGCACUUUAACCUUCGAACGUUCGCAUGCUUAAUGCUAGCAUGCUUUCUGUUCGUAGCUCCUCACACAGAGGCUGAUGUUUCAUGUGGAGCGGUGAUCAGUGCCUUAAACCCGUGCAUGGGUUACCUUCGAUCUGGUGGUGCACUCGAUGGCUCGUGCUGCAGUGGUGUGGUGAGCCUCAACAACGGAGCCCGAACCACGGCCGACCGUCGUGCUACGUGCACUUGCCUUCAGAAAGCUGCGAAGGGGAUAUCGGGGCUUGACAUGGGUCGAGCCGGUUCGCUUCCCAGCAAAUGUGGGGUUAACAUCCCUUACAAGAUCAGCCUCUCUACCAACUGCGCAACUGUUAAGUGAGCAAAUGGGCGGUGGGGAUUACUUGGUACCUUUUCGAGCGUGAGAGGCUUCUCUUGUGUGAAUAAAUGGACGGCUGAUCUUACAUCUUGGAUCAAUGUCCUAGUGUCCUAGGCUUUUUCUCUCUUUCUUUAGGGUGAUGUAUGUAGCGUGUAGGGAACUCAUAAAUAAAAUAGAGUUUGUUACUA
Magnolia sinica is the source of this 601-nucleotide messenger RNA. RefSeq names its product non-specific lipid-transfer protein 1-like. Gene Ontology annotation, biological process: lipid transport. The record is from RefSeq and is a predicted model, not a curated record. NCBI's taxonomy places the organism in Eukaryota, Viridiplantae, Streptophyta, Magnoliopsida, Magnoliales, Magnoliaceae. Bases 60 to 416 code for a protein of 118 amino acids. The transcript is spliced from 2 exons. Gene Ontology annotation, molecular function: lipid binding. Gene Ontology annotation, cellular component: membrane.